GCCACUGCCUAGGCAACGGCGUGAACGCGCAUGUCAGCCUGGCUCGCUGCAGAGCCUCAGCUGCCUCUGUUGCCUCGGCUUUGACGAUUAAUCGUGGGGAUGGUGCUGACAGCGAAAGGCGACGGAUGGCCACUUUUACGCGAGUAAAUGUCAGUCACGUAAAAUUACAUUUUACGGCUGGAAAACAAAUUCGCUCUCCAACCACGACGUCUGUGGAGCAAGACGACGUUACGAGGCCGUGGACGACUCGAACGCUUACUGAUGGAAUCCCCAGUUGCUGCUAGAUGGAGAAACCGACAGGGUGGACUCGCUCUAAAUAAUUAAAAAAAACGGCAUCUACUGCUGCGUAAAAAUACAUAAUACAAUUUGGGGGCAAAAAAACAUGCAUCUGCAUCAGGUGCUGACGGGAGCAGUGAACCCCGGGGAUUGCUGCUACUCGGUGGGGAGCGUGAAUGACGUUCCGUUCACGGCUUAUGGCUCAGGUUGUGAUGUGGUGAUCUUGGCUAGUGACUUCGAGUGUGUGCAGAUAAUACCAGGAGCACAGAAUGGGAACAUUCAGGUGGGCUGUGUGGAGUGCUCCCAUCAGCUCGGCAGGAUUGCUGCCUCCUAUGGAAACACAGUCUGCAUCUUUGAACCUCUCUCUACCAACCCAAACAAACGGCACAAGCAUCUUAACUAUCAGUGGCAAAAGACAGGGCAGUUCUUCCUUGACGCCAUCACCUACAACCUGGCCUGGGACCCACAGGGGAACCGUAUCCUAGCAGCAACCGAGCGGCUCCAGCUGUGGGCCCCACCCCUGGCAGACGCCCUAAUCGAAGAGGAGGAUGGCCAGGCGUCUGAGGAAAAGCUCCAUCCCGUUCUUAAUGACUGGAACUGCGUCUGGCAGUGCAAGACUGCUGCAUCUGUGCACGUUGCCAAGUGGUCCCCUGAUGGAGAGUACUUUGCAACAGUUGGGAAGGAUGACUGUUUACUCAAAGUGUGGUAUCCCACCACGGGCUGGCGUUCCGCAGUGGUCGUUCAGGACUCCGCGGAUAAGAAACCACCCGCCGUUCACUUCUCUUUUGUUUACCUGGCCCAUCCUCGCUCGGUCACCGGUAUGUCCUGGAGGAAGACUAGCAAGUACAUGCCAAAGGGUUCGGUGUGCAAUGUUUUGCUGACAUCUUGCGAGGAUGGCGUGUGUAGGCUGUGGUCCGAGACCCUGCUUCCAGAAGACAGCUUGCUUGGGGGGCAAAUAUCUGAGAACACGCACUCGUUUAGCUCUAGCUUGCCAGGUUUGGCAGGCAACAAGGACAAGAUUCAACAUGCCUUGGAGUCUAUUCACCACCUGAAGCAUCUGCGUCGGGGAAGGCGACGAUCAUCUGCUUUGGUAGCUCACAGUGAGCUGCUCCCCUCUCAGCUUGGCACGCAGGAUGCACACACUCAUCGCCACAUUGCUCAUUAUGCCAACGCAUUGUGUCACUUCCACAUUUCAGCCAGUAUUAAUCCCAACACAGACAUCCCAUCAAUGCUGGCAGACUCUACGCUCUUCAACACAGAUGAUGGCACCGGGGCAGGAGGAUUUGUGGUUCAUUGGCUCAAUAAUAAAGAUCUAAGCUUCACCUGCUCGAUGGAUCUUUUUAUGCUACAGCUCCGCAAGUACUCUGAACAGCAGCUAGAUCAUGCAACAGAAGACCCCCUGGACCCCGAAGGAUCCCCUUUGAAGUUUGACUUUGACCUGGAUGAGAUGUCUGACAAAGGCUCAUCUGAACUUGGAGAGGAAGCAGAGACAGGGGAGCAGGGAAGCACAAAGGCAUCCUCACCAGGAUCCAGCUCCAGCUUGCCUUUGCCCUCAAUGCUGCUGGAAAGGAGGAUGGAGAUUCUAAUCACAGAGUGGAAUAAGAGUCCCGACAUGUUGUUCACCAUCCACCCAACUGAUGGCUCUUUCCUUGUUUGGCAUGUCAAGUACUUGGAUGAAUUUAACCAAGGGAUCUUCCGACAGGUUCAGGUGUCCUUUUCCUCCCGUAUCCCAGUGGCAUUUCCCACAGGCGAUGCCAACUCUCUGAGUAAAAACAUCUUGAUGUAUGCCUGUACUUUGACCGAGAGGGAGAGUUUCAGGGCAGGCGAUCAAGGAAGGAUGGUUCAACACGUCGCUCACUCUGCCUCAGCCUCGGCCGGCCUUGGCUUGCCUGCAUUAGCCUCUUCUUAUUUUCCUAAUCCCGGCACUAGUCCUGCAGUUAUGAUGGUCUCCAAGCAUGUUGACGGAUCUCUUAACCAGUGGGCCGUGACAUUCGCUGAGCACUCCGCAUUCUCCAAUGUGAUGACCGUAUCCCACAAAUUUCGCUAUUGCGGCCACCGUUUCCAUUUGAAUGACCAAGCCUGUCAUACAGUGCUGCCACUGCUGCUCACAUCCUCACACCAUAAUGCACUGCUUACACCUCCCUCGGCUCCUGGAAGCAUGGAUGGGGAACAACCUCCCACUUUUCCCCUUCCAAAGGGACUUCCAAGGAAACAGCUUCGCAAUGCAGCAACAAGGACCUUCCAUGACCCCAAUGCCAUCUACAGUGAACUCAUCUUGUGGCGAGUGGAUCACAUUGGACCACUCUCAUGCACCGGAGGGGUCUCCGAACUGGCUCGGAUCAACUCGCUGCACACCUCUGCUUUCAGCAAUGUUGCUUGGCUGCCUUCACUUGUCCCCAGCUCUGUACUUGGAACAUACUGUAAUAGUGCCAGUGCCUGCUUCGUGGCAUCAGAUGGUAAGAACCUUCGUCUGUAUCAAGCUGUGGUCGAUGCCAGAAAGCUACUAGAUGAACUCUCAGAUCCGGAAACAUCUAAACUAGUUGGUGAGGUCUUCAACAUUGUCAGUCAGCAGUCUACCGCCAGACCUGGCUGUAUCAUAGAGCUGGAUGUCAUUACAAACCAGUGUGGUUCCACCACGCAGCUGCUCCAUGUCUUCCAAGAGGACUUCAUUCUAGGUUACAAACCUCAAAAAGAACCAGGCACACACACAACUGCUUUUCCAUCUGGCGAAGAUUACCACCCUCCACCAUUUUCGGAGAAGUUUUUCCUGGUGGUGAUAGAAAAGGAUCUCAACAGGAACUCAGUGCUACAAAUGUGGCACUUGCACCUCCAGUCUGUUCAAGCCUGUGUUGAUGAUCUGAACGAAGAUUCUAGCUUCCAGAGCCAGCUCAUGGUUCCCAAUCAAGUCAUGAAUCCCGACUCAUCUCCAGAGACCUCCCCUAUCAGGCCUCUUCCACGCUCAGCCUCCACAGUCAACUUGCAGUCAGCCAGCAAACUCAUCCUUAGUUCCAAACUGGUGUACAGCAAGCGACUAGACCUGCCCCAUGGGGUAGAGGUUACCAGAGCCACACCGUCUGCUGGUCAUCUCAGUUCCUCCUCCAUCUACCCCGUGUGCUUGGCUCCUUAUCUGAUUGUGACUACCUGCUCUGACUCUCGGGUGCGGUUCUGGCGUUGUGCCGUCGAGGGUGAUCAUGGAGAUAGUGACAAUGAGCAGGACAAGAGGAUGUACCGCUGGGAGCCGUGGGCUCUAAUGAACGAAGAGGAAGACAACAACAGCGCUGUGUUUGUGUCAGGGCGGCCUGUUGCCGUGUCAUGCUCCUACAUUGGUAGGCUGGCUGUGGCUUUUAAACAGCCACGUCAAGGACAGAUUUCUGGGAAAGAUUUCUCCAUGCAUGUGUCUAUCUAUGAGUGUGAAUCAACUGGUGGUUCAGAGUGGGUUUUGGAGCAAACUCUCCACUUGGAAGAAUUCAACAAACCCUCGUCAACCUUGGACCCGAGAGUCAGCGUGGACUCUAACCUCUUUGUUUACAGCAGGUCGGACCUGUACAUGAGCCGAGACCACAACUCACCCAACAUCAAGCAUUACGUCCAUUUGGAUUGGUUGUCAAAAGAAGAUGGCUCUCACAUCCUUACAGUGGGGGUUGGAUCCAACAUUCUUAUGUACGGUCGAAUCUCAGGCAUGGUCAAUGAGCAGACAAGCAGCAAAGAAGGUGUGGCUGUCAUCACCCUUCCCCUAGGGGGCAGUAUCAAACAGGGGAUCCGCUCUCGUUGGAUCCUGCUAAGGGCAGUGGACCUGCUGUCCUCUGUGGAUGGUACUCCAUCUCUGCCAGUCUCGCUCUCUUGGGUGAGGGAUGGCAUCUUGGUGGUGGGCAUGGAUUGCGAGAUGCAUGUGUAUGCCCAGUGGCAUCAGGACAAGAAGCCUGGUGAGGGAGAGGAGGGCAACCUGUCAUCUGCAGACAUUGCUGGAGGUCAAACCGCAACUUCUUCCGCAGUCUUGGAAGGGAGAACCAGGUCCAAGAGUGUUUUUGAAGGAAGCACCGCAGUGGAUGAGGCCCUACGUGCCCCAGCUGGACUUGAAGAGGGUGGACUUUUUGAGGCAGCACACUCCCUGUCCCCAACUCUACCCCAAUAUCAUCCCACCCAGUUGCUUGAGCUCAUGGAUUUGGGAAAGGUUCGCCGCGCCAAGGCCAUUCUUGCUCAUUUGGUGAAGUGUAUUGCUGGGGAGGUCGCUGUAGUAAGAGAUGUAGAGGCAGGUGAGGGUGGAGCCAGAAGACAUCUGUCCAGAACCAUCAGUGUGACCGGCAGCACCGCAAAAGACACCAUCGUAGCCGGUCGUGACGGAGGAAGGGAUUAUACCGAAAUCAACUCCAUCCCCCCACUGCCUCUCUACGCGCUCAUGUUGGCUGACGAAGACACUUCCUUCAAGGGGGCAGAAGAAACUGUCAAAGGACCCAAAGUGGCCAACGGUGAAGCAGGGCACAUUUCGGCUGAAGACCAGUAUGCUGACCUCUUCCAGGUGCCAACAGUCACCACAGACGACUUUGUGAACUUUGCCACUGACAAACCUGAGAAGAAAUCUCGUGUUAUCAACCUCUCACAAUACGGUCCUGCCUACUUUGGACCAGAACAUGCACAGGUGUUGUCCAGUCACCUUAUGCAUUCCAGCCUCCCUGGACUAACCCGACUCGAGCAAAUGUUCUUGGUGGCCCUUGCUGACACGGUAGCAACCACUAGUGCUGAGGUCACCAGCUCCACUGACAAACAAUACACAGGAGGCGAGGCUCUGGACGAGUGUGGGCUGAGGUACCUGCUGGCCAUGCGUCUUCAUACUUGCCUGCUCACCUCUCUGCCCCCACUUUACCGCAUGCAGCUUCUUCACCAAGGUCUGUCAACAUGCCAUUUCGCCUGGGCCUUUCACUCUGAGGCAGAGGAGGAGCUACUGAAUAUGAUUCCGGCCAUGCAGAGAGGUGACCCCCAGUGGUCUGAACUCCGAGCUGUUGGUGUUGGUUGGUGGAUACGCAACAUCAACACCUUGCGGAAAAUGGUGGAGAAGUUGGGCAAAGCUGCAUUCCAGAGGCACAAUGACCCCUUAGACGCUGCUCUCUUCUACCUGGCCAUGAAGAAAAAGGCUGUCCUGUGGGGGCUCUUCAGAUCCCAACAUGAUGAGAAGAUGACUCAGUUCUUCAAGAAUAAUUUCAGUGAAGACCGGUGGAGGAAGGCAGCUCUAAAAAAUGCUUUUUCCCUGCUUGGAAAGCAACGCUUUGAACAGUCGGCUGCUUUCUUCUUGCUGGCUGGAUCACUCAAAGAUGCAAUAGAGGUGUUGCUGGAGAAGAUGGAGGACCUCCAGUUAGCCAUGAUAGUUGCUCGGCUGUAUGAAGCAGACUUUGAGAAUUCAUCUACGUGCCAAGGCCUCCUUUAUGAGAAGGUUCUUGGAUGUGACAGGGACGGAAGUCAUUACCACUGUUCUAGACUUCACCCUGACCCGUUCCUGCGCAGCAUAGCGUACUGGAUAAUGAAGGAUUACACCCAAGCCCUGGACACACUCUUAGAGCGCACCCCCAAAGAUGAUGAUGAUAAUCCUGAUGUGAUGGUCAAAUCUUGCAACCCUGUAGUGUUCAGUUUCUACAACUAUCUAAGAACCCACCCACUCAUCAUCCGGCGGCACUUUGCAAGUUCAGAGGGUACAGCAACCACAGUGGGGCUCACUGCAGAAAAAAAUAGUGCGGAUGAGAUCAACCUCAUAGAGCGCAAAUUAUUCUUCACCACAGCAAAUGCACAUUUCAAGGUGGGCUGCCCAGUUCUGGCCCUGGAGGUUCUCUCCAAAAUUCCCAAAGUUACCAAGAAAUCAGGCUCCUCUCCCCUGAGCAAGGCUUCAUCCAAGGCCAACGUAAACUCAAGCCUGCUAUUAGAACGGACCACAGGUAUAGACUGGGCUUCCCCUGCUCCCCCGGCUUGGGGAGGAGAUGACAAUGCAGGUGGGAUGGACUGGAGCCAACCCAUUGGCAAGUCGGAAGACGAUGAGCUAAAGCUCGACUGGGGGGAUGACAAGGACAAUGAUGAAGACGACGAUGAGGAUUGUCUGACGAUGAAGAAACUUGAAACUGAAACGAAAGCAGAGGGAACUUUUGAAACUAAGCUACAGAGAGAUGACUCACAGGGUGAGUCUGAGGUGGAUGUGAUAGCAGAGCAGCUGAAGUUCCGUGCCUGCCUAAAAAUCCUAAUGACAGAGUUGCGCACACUAGCCACCGGCUUCGAGGUGGAUGGAGGCAAACUUCGUUUUCAGCUCUACAGUUGGCUGGAAAAGGAGAUUGCAGCCAUUCAUAACAUCUGCAACUACAAGGUGGAAGGCAAGGAGCAAGAGUCAGAAGCAGAGCACUGGGUGGAACGAGCAGCAUCAGUGGAUAUAUCAGAUGACAUGUUUGAGAGACUCGACGCCUGUGCCUAUGAGCGUCACCAAAUGGAGCGACGACGCCUUCAAGCUAAGCAGCAGCAUUCGGAAAGGCGCAAGGCUUGGCUGAGGAAGAACCAGGCCCUCCUCCGGGUUUUCCUCUCUUACUGCAGUCUCCAUGGAGCCAAGGGCGGAGGAGUCACUUCUGUACGCAUGGAGCUCCUGUUCCUUCUGCAGGAAAGCCAACAGGAGAUCACAGUGAAGCAGCUCCAGUCUCCCCUCCCUCUUCCAACCACCUUGCCUCUGCUCUCGGCCUGCAUUGCCACCACCAAAACGGUCAUAGCCAACCCCGUGCUUCAUCUCAGCAACCACAUUCAUGAUAUCUUGCACACAGUCACCCUCAUGGAGGCUCCGCCGCAUCCAGAUGUCAUGGAUGACCGGGUAAAUGCUCUACACACACUGGCAGCAUCUCUCUCUGCUUGCAUCUAUCAGGCACUGUGUGACAGCCAUAGUUACAGCAGCCAGACAGAGGCCAAUCAGUUUACUGGAAUGGUGUACCAGGGGUUGUUGCUCAGUGAGAGGAAACGACUUCGUACAGAAAGCAUAGAGGAACAUAUCACUCCAAACUCUGCUCCUGCGCAGUGGCCAGGUGUGUCGUCCCUGAUUUCUCUGUUGACGUCUGCCAGGGAGGAGGACCAGCCGAGACUCAACGUGCUACUGUGUGAAGCAGUCAUGGCUGUUUAUCUAGCCUUGCUCAUCCACGGCUUGGGCACCCACAACAGCAAUGAACUCUUCCGCCUUGCCGCACAUCCUCUCAACAACCGCAUGUGGGCCGCAGUCUUUGGAGGAGGAGCCAAAGUCAUAAUAAAGCCAAAGAGGCCCGAGGCCCCUCCAGUGCCAGCUGAUUUUGAGGCAGCCAGGCCAGAGGAGUCUCAGGAGUCACGAAGACCUGAGCAGGGCAACCUCACCCAAACCCCCAAACCCAUUCCCUAUGAAACCCAGUGUCCCAAACAGUACCCCCCUCUCGUUUCAAGGGGAGGUGGGCCAGGCACUGUGGCACCAGCAACUAAGACCAGCUUGGUGCCCACUCAGCCCCCAGCUGAGGAUGGGGACCGAUACAGGCGCAGAUUUAAUAUGAGGAUGCUGGUACCUGGUCGCCCUGUGAAGGAAACGCCGGCCGCCCCACCUCCGCUGCCCGCAGAGAGACCCACGUACAGGGAGAAAUUUAUUCCCCCAGAGCUGAGCAUGUGGGACUAUUUUGUGGCCAAACCCUUCCUGCCAUUGUCAGAGAGCAAUGCUUUGUGCGACUCUGACGAAAGUGGAGCAGAGGAUGAUGAAGAUGAUGAUGAUGACGCUUUCCUUUCUGACACACAGAUGACUGAGCACUCUGACCCCAACUCCUACAGCUGGGCUCUGAUCCGGUUGGUUAUGGUGAAACUGUUUCAUCACUCUAUUAAGAACUUCCUCCCUAUCACUGGGCUUGACUUUGCAGACUUGCCAGUCACUUCGCCUUUCACAAAUGCUGUGUUGAAGACCCUCGAAAACUGGGAACACAUUUUAUUGGAGACCAUGAAUAAAUUUGACGGUCCACCUCCCAACUACAUUAACACUUACCCUACUGACCUCAGUGCUGGAGGCGGUCCUGCCAUAUUGCGACACAAGGCCAUGCUGGAGCCAGACAACACUCCUUUUAAAACAAAAAACCAUCAGUCCUUUCCAGCUCGACGCCUGUGGCAUUUUCUUGUCAAACAAGAAGUUCUUCAGGAGACCUUAAUUCGUUACAUCUUUACCAAGAAAAGGAAGCAGUGUGAGUCUGUAGACAACCAUACGGACCAUGUAAGGCCAAACUGCGUAGCUGGAGGUAUCGGUCCCAACAAGGUGGAAGCAGAUCUGGGCUACCCGGGAGGCAAAGCAAAAAUCAUUCACAAGGAGUCGGACAUAAUCAUGGCAUUUGCAAUCAACAAGGCUAACUCAAAUGAAAUAGUGCUGGCCUCCACCCAUGAUGUCCAGGAAGUCGAUGUGUCAACGCUGGUGGCUGUGCAACCCUACACCUGGAUCGGAGAGGACUUUGAUAAGGAGUCGCGCAGCUCUGACGACGUGGACUACAAAUCAUCUCACACCAACAUUGCCCAAGCCAGCUCUGGUCCCUUUGCGCCACCGCAGAUCACCGUUUCCGCAUCCAUGCCAUGGCUGGGCAGUGGGCAGACCAGCAUGGGGGCCAGCGUGAUCAUGAAGAGAAAUCUUAAUAACGUCAAGAGAAUGACCUCCCACCCCAUAUAUCAGUAUUACAUGACCGGAGCUCAGGAUGGCAGUGUGAGAAUGUUUGAAUGGAAUAGACCUCAGCAGCUCAUCUGCUUCAGACAAGCGGGCAACGCUCGUGUCACUCGACUCUAUUUCAACUCCCAGGGCAACAAGUGCGGAGUCGCUGACGGAGAGGGAUUUCUCAGCCUGUGGCAAGUCAACCAAACCUCAUCCAACCCCAAACCCUACCUGAGUUGGCAAUGUCACACAAAGACCUGCGGAGAUUUUGCUUUCAUCACAUCCUCGAGCCUCAUCGCCACUGCUGGACAGUCGAACGAUAACAGAAAUGUGUGUCUGUGGGACACACUGAUUUCACCCAGCAAUACCAUGGUCCACGCCUUCCCAUGUCACGAGAAUGGAGCCACUGUACUGCAAUAUGCGCCCAAACAACAGCUACUGAUCACUGGGGGCAGAAAGGGCUUUGUGUGCGUCUUUGAUAUCCGCCAGAGACAACUGCUCCAUACUUUCCAAGCCCACGACUCAGCCAUCAAGGCGCUGGCUUUGGACGCCUUCGAGGACUUCUUUGUCACUGGCUCUGCAGAGGGCAACAUGAAGGUGUGGAAGCUGGCUGGCCACGGGCUGAUGCACUCCUUCGGCAGUGAGCACGCCAAACAAUCCAUCUUCCGCAACAUCGGCGCCGGCGUCAUGCAGGUGGAAACACGUCCCAGUAAUCGCAUAUUCACUUGCGGGGCGGACGGCACCCUGAAGAUGAGGGUCCUCCCCGACCGCUACAAUAUCCCCAGCAGCUUAGUUGACAUCCUGUAAGUUUCUUCCACUUUAGAAGUCCAAAGAGGAACUAGAAAGAGGGGGGGGGGGGGGGUAAUCACCAACACUUAGACUAAUAGAUGAGCUGGUCAAAAGAUUGCUGUACUUGGGCAUCUUUCAGCGUGUUCAUAAGUUCACCUUUGAGUGACAAACGGAGCUGCAAAUAUGUGUUUUUCCCAAAGGCUACGAGCAAAAGUAUCAAGCAUAAGGUAACAUACUUGAUUUUAAAGCUAGAUUUAUUGUCAUUUUAUUGAAGAAUCUCUACUCUUAGAAGGUGUCCCUAGGGAAGCUAUGCAUGUCCUGUUCUCGUUACGCGGUGCAAUCACAGGUCUAUUGAUAGUGCUCUGUUAAAAGUACUCUGGCAAAUCUUUUUAAAGAAACGUGUGUAACUGUCGUCAUUUUGUGCCCACAGCUGAACUCUCUCUUAGCAUCUACUGUAAGCAGCACUGUGGUUUGUUAUUAAGUCAGUGGUAUCCAAAGUGUGAAUCAACAUUUUAGUUUGAAUUUUUGUUUCCACUCCUCCCUCCUUUUAUGCCUGGCUUUUUCUCAGCCCUUAUGGAAGAGUUUAUGCUGCAUUGCUCCUGUAGUGAUCCCCCACUUUCGCAGACACUGACCUGUCCUGGUCUGGCCUUGUGUGCGUGUUAGCGCGCGUGUGGUGACUCUGCUGUGUGUGCCCGCCCGCCCACCUGCCCUCAAUUGCCUGUUUGUGCGGCAGCCUCACUGCUAGAACAUUCCUGUUGGGAAGAUGAUGUUUUACUCUCGUGACUGUGAUUUCAAUGGUUUCAUCUGUCUUGCCCCAUAAUCAGUCACCCACGGCGGAAACACGAAAGAUUACUUCUGGUAUAUUUUUUUGCACAAGAUGAUGUUGACAUCUGUUUUAGGUUUUUUUUUUUUCUAAUAAUUGAAUUUUAUUAUUUAUUGAUGUGUUUGUUUGGUUGACAAUUCCUGUGUUUAACUUAAUGCCUUUUAUUUUAGGAAUGUAAGGGGUUUUACUGUAUCUGACUUGACUGGGAGACGUGCAACACAGUCUAUUGUUUUAAAGUGUUAUCUCAGUAGUUGUUUUUACUGUUCAACCAUAAAGAAUAGAUACACUAAAAGGAUUUAUCUCAAAUACCGGUAGGUUAUUGAAGAAGAAACUGUUAAGUACAAAUGAAUGUCUGGCUUUAUUUGGCCUAGUAGUCAAAUGUUUGAAAUAGUUUAAAUAUAUAAAUGAUAUAAAUAUCUAUAUAUAUAUAUAUACAUAUGAAGUAUCCCAGCAGCGUGUACAAACAUAAAAGCAUUUCUUUAUUUUUGGUUUGUAUCAUACUGGCUGAAUUAGCUGUAACUUUUGUUAGGUGUACGUUAGGUAUUUAUUAAACAGAUUUUGUGUUUUUCUCCCGUAUUUCCGCCCACUAUGUGUAUUGUAUGUGUUCUACCAGUGACCCUACUGGUGUCUGGUGUGUGUGUGUGUGUAUAUAAGUGUGUAUGCAUGCACGGCAACACAAACUAUCACGGGCAGGUGCUUGCAAAGGCACUGAUGCCAGAAAGAAAGAACAGGUCAUGGUGUGAGAUUUACCUUUGUAAAGUGAAUAAAUUAUUUUUAUUUCA
Messenger RNA from Syngnathus typhle (broad-nosed pipefish), 11317 nucleotides. RefSeq names its product Dmx-like 2 (gene dmxl2). Gene Ontology annotation, biological process: vacuolar acidification. Bases 383 to 9730 code for a protein of 3115 amino acids. The transcript is spliced from 55 exons. Gene Ontology annotation, cellular component: RAVE complex. Gene Ontology annotation, molecular function: protein binding. NCBI's taxonomy places the organism in Eukaryota, Metazoa, Chordata, Actinopteri, Syngnathiformes, Syngnathidae. The record is from RefSeq and is a predicted model, not a curated record.